CCCAGCAGUGCCACCCGCAAGUUCCGCCCACCUGUGCCCAGCAGUAUCACCCACCUGAGCCCAGCAGUGCACCCACCUGUGCCACUCUGCAGUGUCACACACCUGUGCCCAGAAGUGCCACCUACCUGUGCCCAGCAGUGCCCCCCACCUGUGCCCACCCACCUGGCCCACCAGUGCCACCCACCUGUGCCCACCCACCAGUGCUGCCCACCAGUGCAGCCCAGCAGUGCUGCCAGUCAGUGCCCAGGGGUUGUGCCAGUCAGUGCCGUCAGUCAGUGCCCAGCAGUGAUGCCAGUCAGUGCCGUCUAUCAGUACCCAUCA
Staurois parvus is the source of this 321-nucleotide messenger RNA. NCBI's taxonomy places the organism in Eukaryota, Metazoa, Chordata, Amphibia, Anura, Ranidae. The record is from the annotation of a GenBank genome assembly.